AUGAAGUGGGGGGCGCAAACACGAGAAGAAUAUGUGCAUGUGCGGGAAGAUGCAGUCUGCCCAGACGUUAACUGCGUCAAGGCCGAGAAAAACGUGACGGAAAGCCGGAAAAAAAACACAAAGGGAAACUAUGAACGAGACAUCGGAUUUGGAUAUGCCGAUUGGCUGGAUAUCAUUUUGAUGAUAAUAGGCUUGAUUGCAGCUGUUGCAAAUGGAACAGGGCUGCCACUUAUUAUCAUUGUCUUUGGAGAAAUGACAAACAGAUGUGUGAUGAUUGGCGAAGCAGUAAAUAUGUCUUCACCUCUGAUGAAUAGUAGCUCUACUUGUCCAGCAAUUCCAGGUUUGGAUAUAGAAGCUGAAAUGACCAGGUUUGCCUACUACUGUGCAGGUAUUGGCUUUGCUAUAGUGAUACAGAGCACCAUCCAAGUCUGGACAUUUUUUACCUCAGCUGCAAGAGAGACAGCGAGAAUCCGUCAAAAGUAUUUUUUUGCCAUACUUUACCAGGAGAUGGCUUGAUUUGAUACCAGCCAGAUUGGAACGUUGAACACCCAACUGACGGAUGACAUUAACACCAUCCACGAAGGCAUUGGAGACAAGUUCUGUAUAUUUGUACAAUUCUUUGCCACGUUUCUGACAGGGAUUGUUAUAGGAUUCGUUUACAGGUGGAAACUGACCUUAGUGAUUUUGUCAGUUAGCCUUCUCCUUGCUGCAGCAGAAGCAGUUGGACCAUUUUUCCUGGCAUCAUUCACUACAAAAGAGUUGACUGUUUAUGCUAGAGCUGGAGCUGUGGCGGAAGAAAUUUUGACUGCUAUCAGAACAGUUGUUGUUUUCAAUGGACAGAUGAAGGCACUAGCAAAAUAUGAUGUUAACUUAAAGAAUGCUAGGAAAGUUGGAGUCAAAAAACCAAUUACCACCUACACGUCUUUGGGUUUCACAGAGUUUAUUUUAUUUGGAGCCUUUGCUCUUGCAUUUUGGUAUGGAACCAAACUCAUAGUGGAGGAGAAAGAGAAUUAUGACAUCAGACGUGUGUUAAUUAUAUUAUUCUCUCUACUCCGUGGUGCAUUCUCUCUCAGCCAGGGCUCCCCACACUUUGAGAGUGUUGCCAAUGCUCGAGGUGCUGCCUAUGAAGUGUACAAGGUCAUCACUAAGGACCGUCUAAUAGAUAGCAAUGCCAAAGAAGGAUACAGACCAGACAAGCUCAAAGGAGAGAUUGAAUUCAAAAACAUUUAUUUCAGUUACCCAUCAAGACCUGAUAUUAACAUUCUCAAGGGCCUGAACCUGAAAGUUCAAUCGGGGAAGACCAUUGCUCUGGUUGACUCCAGUGGCUGUGGCAAAAGUACUGCUAUUCAGCUGCUACAGAGAUUCUAUGAUCCAGUCCAAGGGGAGAUUACCUUAGAUGGACGAGAUAUUUGGACAUUUAAUAUAAAGUGACUAAGAGAACACAUUGGCCUUGUAAGCCAGGAGCCUAUUUUGUUUGCAGUAAUACCCAUUCGCUGUGGCAGAGAGGGUAUUACUGAUUCUGAAAUUGAGAAAGCAGCUAAAGAAGCCAAUGCUUUUGAUUUUAUAUCCAGACUGCCUGAUAAAUUUAACACCAUGGUGGGGGAAACGGGAGCUCAGCUGAGCAGAGGGCAGAAACAGCAAAUUGCUAUUGCCCGUGCCCUGGCAAGGAAUCCCAGGAUUCUGCUGCUGGAUGAAGCCACGUCUGCUCUGGACACUCACAGUGAAUCUAUUGUGCAAGCAGCUCUUGAUAAGGCUAGGGCUGGACGUACCACCAUUGUGAUAGCUCACCGGCUCUCCACAAUCCAAACAGCUGAUAUUGUCGCUGGAUUUCACAAUGGUGUUGUUGUUGAACAGGGAACUCAUGAACAGAAGGGUGUUUACUAUUCUUUUGUGAUGCAGCAGGCUUUUCAAGAAACAGAGCCUGAAAAAAGGAGCAAAAACACCACAUCACUUUCUCUAAUGUUUCUUGUCCUGGCAGUGAUCAGCUUAAUAACACACAUCAUCCAAGGAUUCAUAUUUGGAAAGUCUGGGGAAGUUCUGACCAAGAGAUUGCGAACUUUGUCAUUCAAAGCAUUGCUUCAGCAGGAGAUUGGGUGGUAUGACGAUCCUAAAAAUGCCAUAGGGGUUUUGUUAACCAGACUAGCUACAGAUGCUUCACAAGUCAAAGGGGCUACUGGAAGCCAACUUGGCCUGUUCACUAAGACUGUCUCUACCCUUCUGACAGCCAUCAUUAUUGCUUUUGUAUAUGACUGGCGGUUAACCUUGCUUAUCCUGGCCUGCAUUCCUUUCAUUAUUGCUGCAAAUGCUGUUCGACUGAGCUCUGUGGCUGGUCAUGUGUCAAAAGAUCAAAAAGCUUUGGAAGAGGCCAGCAGAAUUUCAACGGAAGUGGUUGAAAAUAUAAGAACUGUGGCUUCAUUAAGUAGUGAAGAUGCAUUCUGUGAGAGGUAUAAUGCAAGUCUGAAUGGUCCAUACAGGGACUCUCUAACAAAAGCCCUGCUAUAUGGACUUACCUAUGGAAUAGCCCAAUGUGCAACCUACUUUCUUGAGGCAGCAAUCUUCAGAUUUGGGGGAUGGCUCAUUGCUAAUUGUUAUGAUGAACUGAAAGAAGUUUUGUGUUUAGUUUUCAGAGCCUUUUUUACAGUUCUAUUUGGUGCUAUGAAUGUUGGGCAGUCCACUUCUUUGGCACCAGAUUUUGGCAAAGCUAAAGUUUCUGCUCAACGAAUCUUUCAGUUUUUGGAUCGGAAACCCUUAAUUGACAGCUAUAGUGAAGAGGGUACAAAACUGAGUAAGUUUGAUGGCAACACUGAAUUCAGGGACAUCCAUUUUAUAUACCCUACAAGACCAGAAGCUCAAGUUUUGCAAGGACUCAGCGUGAAGGUUAAUAAAGGACAGACGCUGGCCUUGGUGGGGAGCAGUGGCUGUGGCAAAAGCGCAUCCAUUCAGCUGCUGGAGAGAUUUUAUGAACCUGUGGCAGGACAAGGGUUUGCAGAUGGGUUAGAUACGAAGUCUUUGUAUUUGCAAUGGUUAAGGUCCAAAUUGGGUAUUGUGUCCCAGGAGCCUAUUUUGUUUAACUGCAACAUUGCUGAAAAUAUGCAGUACGGAGACAACAGUAGGGUUGUCAGUCAGGAGGAAGUUGAAGAGGCAGCUAAAGCAGCAAAUAUUCACACCUUCAUAGAAAAUCUCCCAGAGAAGUAUAAUACCCGAGUGGGUGACAAAGGAGCACACCUUUCUGGAGGUCAGAAACAAAGAAUCGCAAUUGCUCGUGCUCUAGUUUGUAAGCCAGCAGUUCUGCUUCUGGAUGAAGCCACAUCUGCUCUUGACACGGAAAGUGAAAAGAUUGUCCAGAAAGCCUUGGACGAUGCCAGGAAGGGUCGAACCUGCAUUAUUAUUGCUCACCGCUUGACAACCAUCCAGAAAGCUGAUGUCAUAGCAGUGAUUCAUAAUGGAAAAGUAGUGGAACAAGGGACUCACAGUCAGCUGCUGGCAAAAGAAGGACAUUACUAUGCACUUGUAAAUGCACAAGUUUCUCAUUAA
Molecule: messenger RNA, 3534 nt
Organism: Chelonoidis abingdonii (Abingdon island giant tortoise)
Lineage: Eukaryota; Metazoa; Chordata; Testudines; Testudinidae
Source: RefSeq, a predicted model, not a curated record